AUGGAUGAAGAGACAGAGGAUCUCUCUGGGACACAACCACUACCAGAUGACUCUCAAACUGGACCUGCCACUGAUCUAUUGAAAUCUAAAGCAUCUUUCUCCUCAUGCUCCCCUGCCCCUGGUUCAGCCGUUUCUGCCCUGCAAUCUAAAGUCAAAGCAGUGUCCCAGAGAAAGUUAAAGGGGAUGGAGAGAGAUGAUCUAUUACCUGAGGGUUCCGCAGAACAAUCAGUGAAGAAAAACCAAGACGAUGAAGCGCAGUCUACUUGUCAAACAGAAUACACUGACCAGAGCAAUAAAUCAAGCACUGGAGAUAAAGAAGUGCUCGAACCCAUCUCUGGGAUGCAAGGAGAAAAUGAGACUUGCAACAAAAGUGGGAAAGACAGCCCAUCUCAAGGUGCACCAGAAAUGUCCCGUGGGAUUUGUGAAGGGUCUAGCCUAGAAAACAUUGCAGUGGGUGUAGCUGGUGAGCCUCAAGGGGACAUCGCAAUGAAGUCAACGAUAUCUUCUCCCAGGCACUGGGCUCCUCCCAAGGGCUUUUGGCGAGUGGCACGACCAGAGACGCUACUUCUUAAUUCAGAGAGUUCCUCCACACUGGUAACUCCAAAGGAUGUACCACCCACAAAUGAGGACAGUCCAAAAUGGAAGCCAAAACUAAAGACUGUGGGCACAAUUGUUCACAAGGAGCUGCAAAGGUCCGACAGCUUGGAAAGUGCUUUUCAUAGGUGUCUCCAGAAGGAGACUGCAUCAGCAGAUCCAGUUAGUGUGCUGUGGAAAGCAGACAGUUGGGAGACUGUGUGCUCCAGGGGAGGGUCUUUGUCUAUUGCAGAGAAAGUUGAGAUGAACAAGACAUUCCUGAACAAAUACCAAGUUGAUGCUAUCGAGAUCACAACUUCCAUGCGUCCAGAGGGACAGUAUCAACCACCAAAGGAGCCGCACAGAGAUUUACCUCCCUACAAAGUUGGUGACUGGGACUCAGCAAUUAUCUCAAAGGACCCUGUGUUUAACUAUAGACCGCUGAUCUCCGCCACUGAAGUAACUCUUAGUCCACGUCAUGAACAAGCAAAGCAUCUGUUAGAAAGAGCUCGAUUCAAAGCACGUUCUCAAAACCAUAAGAGUGAAACCCCCAACUGUCUUGAUCAAAGAGAGGGCCUAGAGGUCUUACCAGUUAAUGUGUCAUCUGCACUGCACAGUGCUGUUCUUGUCACGGCUCAAGAGGAGGUUACUUCACCUCUUCAGUCACUGGAUGUCCAGGGCAGGAACUAUGAAUGUGGGUUGCGCUCACUUCGGUAUGGCCAGUCGCCCACACGAGUGCGUUUCGAAGACGAGUCAGAAAAGGAGGCUGAGCGACGAUACCUGGAGCGGGUGCGUGAGCGUGGGCCAGUGGUGGCUGAAAAAUCCCACUCCACCCAGCAGCUGAAGGCAGAACCGGUAUACAACAUCCCAGAGGAAAGCAGGGGGGGAGCAAUAAACUGGGUAAACAUUGGUAUUCCUGUGGCCAUAUUAACCAAAGAGGGAGAGUGUCUGGCUGCCUUGGUGCCAAAGGACAAAUUGCUCAGGACAUGUGAAGCAUGUGGAAGCAUCUUGGGACCUGCACAGACCAAAGAUUGUCAUUCCCAGCUAACAAAAUGUAUCGUAGAUUCUCAGGAGAAGGCAGUCCCUCGAUGGGUAACCCCUAGCCAGGCAUGUCACCAAACCAUCCACCCAAACGUCAACCUGGCAGAAAGUGUAGAGCGGCGAGGUGUAGGAGGUGCAGGAGAUGCAGGCGAGAGCAUGUCAGCUUUUGGGAAGCUUCGAAGAAGGAGCACGAAAGGAGAAAGAAGAGUUGAAUGCAGUAAUGGUCCAUAUGCUCUGAGUCAGGAUCUAUGGGCUCAGAGAAGGAACUCCAAAACCAGGUCAAGUCUGGAGGAUAAAACUACUCGCUCUAAAUUGAAGACGUCUGCUCAAGGUGCUACAGAAACCUCAUCUGAACUUGAGAAUAAGGACAUAUCUAGCAAUGUCAAGGAGUCUUCCCCCUACCUCCCCAUCAAAUCGGCUCUGAAAUCAGGUUCCAAGGGUCGGCCAAUAGGGCAACGGGUGGUCAAGCUAAUGCCCUCAGUUCAGUACCACCUAAUUCACCUUGACCACAAGCUGGAUGGGAGCUCUCACCACGAAAACAUACAACCUGAAGAGCACCUCAGUGUCAAGCUCAGUGCCUCCCCUCAGGUUCAUCCAGUCACCUCAGGACUGACUUCUUGCAACAGACCAUCCUCUCUCAGGUAUUCCUCAUCUGUGCUGACCACAGACCUCCAGGCUUUAACAAUAUGGAACUCUGCAGGCGACCUAGUCACAGGUCAUUUGGCAGGUGAGAUUGUGUGCAGGGAUCCCAGAAGCACUUGCACAGCACUUGUUCCCUCAGAUUGCCACCCAGCUUUGAGAGCCAUGGGUACGUCAAAGGUAGAAGACCUGAGGGCAGAACUUCUGAGAGCAGAUUACCGAAAGGCUGAAAUACAUUGGGAUGACAGUUUAGUUGUGUCAAGGAGAGCAGGGGAGCGAGAAGGGCGACCUAAGCUAUCCCUCCGUCGUUUUUUCUCAGCCAUGGGACUGAACAGUAUGGGUAAGCUGGUUAAGGGCAGCCGGUCCAACAGCAUGGAGCACCUAUGUUCCCCCACUGCCCUCUACAGUUCUGCCUCCCCAAGCCCUACACACAGAGGCCUUGUCCUUCUGAAGAGAACCCCCUCUCUCCAGUCUCUCCACACAGAGUCUCCUUUGGCUCAGUUACGUAAAGCAUCUUCUGUCCAGAGUCUCCAGUCCCCAAAGGGGAAGUUUGAACGUUCCACUAUUUUAGGAGAGUUACCACUGCUGAGUUUGGCACCAAGGGAGCUUCAGACGGAAGAGAACAUAGAGUUUGGGCAACUGGUACAGGCCUCUCCUGAUGGAACUUUACUGAUAGAACUGACCAGACCUGCCAACAAUGGACCCUUUGGCUUUGUCAUCUCCAGGGUCAAAGGAAGACCUGACUCAGGUAUAUAUGUGGAACGGGUCGGAGACACUGCCACAGAGAAUAUCUACACUGGACUCCUGGGUGUUGGGGAUGAGAUUCUAGAAGUCAAUGGGGAAAUCGUUGCUGGACUGACCCUAGAUCAGGUUACACGCCUCAUGACCCGUGAUAGCAAAGCCACAAUCCGGAUCCGUCCACAUUCCUGGAACAAGCACUGAU
Sinocyclocheilus grahami is the source of this 3196-nucleotide messenger RNA. RefSeq lists its product as uncharacterized. NCBI's taxonomy places the organism in Eukaryota, Metazoa, Chordata, Actinopteri, Cypriniformes, Cyprinidae. Gene Ontology annotation, biological process: regulation of cellular localization; centrosome cycle; establishment or maintenance of cell polarity. Gene Ontology annotation, molecular function: protein binding. Bases 1 to 3195 code for a protein of 1064 amino acids. The transcript is spliced from 9 exons. Gene Ontology annotation, cellular component: cell cortex; nucleus; apical plasma membrane. The record is from RefSeq and is a predicted model, not a curated record.